AUGCAUUACUUCCUUGGCAUGGAGAUUCAGCAAGGACAGAAUGAAGUGUUUCUCUGUCAGAAGAAGUACAUGAGAGAGAUAUUGAAGAGGUUCAAUAUGGAGAAGUGUAAGAGUGUGAACACUCCGAUGAUUCAGAAGGAAAAGUUACAGAAGGAUGAUGGGGAGGAACCUGCAGACCAGAAUGUGUACAGAAGUCUAGUUGGAUGUGUCAUGUAUCUCACAUCCACUAGGCCUGACAUCAUGUACACUGUAAGUGUCUUAUCUAGAUUUCUUCACUGUGCAAGCAAGAAUCAUAUGGUUGCUGGAAAGAGGGUUUUGAGAUAUCUUAAAGGCCUACUGUCUUUUGGGAUAAAAUACAAUAAAGUUGAAAAUUUUGAGUUGCAGGGCUACUCAGAUAGUGAUUGGGCUGGGUCAUUAGAUGAUAUGAAGAGUACCUCUGGCUAUUGUUUCACUUUUGGCUCAGGGUAUUUCUCAUGGUGUUCAAAAAAACAAGAUAUAGUGGCUCAGUCAACUACAGAAGCUAAGUUCAUUGCAACAACAGUAGCAGUCAACCAAGAUGUUUGGUUGAAGAAGUUGAUGCGUGACUUGCAUCUAAAGAAAUAA
Momordica charantia (bitter melon) is the source of this 603-nucleotide messenger RNA. Lineage: Eukaryota; Viridiplantae; Streptophyta; Magnoliopsida; Cucurbitales; Cucurbitaceae. The record is from RefSeq and is a predicted model, not a curated record.